GUUAGUUCACUGUCUUAUGAUAGAAAGGAUGGAAAGGAAUUAUACUUUUACUGGUGAUUUCAGUCCUGAGGCAGUAGCAGGAGUUCUUAGUAUUGAGAUGAUAUUAGCUCUCAUAGCUAAUGGUGUUGUACUAGUCAUUACUAUUUAUCAAAGGAAGUCUUGGAAACAAUCAUCAACAAUAUUCUUUACUUCUCUCAUACUGGCACACCUUGUAUUGACACUCUAUCUUCCUUUCUUCAUUGCUGCAUUAGCUGCUGGUGAGUGGAUCAUUGGUAGUACUGAUGGGGAGAAGAAAGCAACCUGUGAUUUCAAUGGUUUUAUAAUAAUCCAUUCUGGCUAUGUGAUGCUCAUGACUCUAAGUCUUAUAUCAAUCGAUCGGUUCCUUUUUAUUGUAAAGCCUCAUCUCCACAAGCGGUUCAUGAGUCCAAGGGUAGCUCUGGUCCUUGUCAUUAUUGUGUGGAUAGUCACUGCUCUCUUUUUCUCUUUAGGAUUCAUCGAUGGAUCUGGUGUAGUAUUCCGGUACAUAGAUAAUGUAGGAGGUUGCUAUGUGUAUACUACCAGUCCUGUUACAUCCAUUAUUCGUUAUUUAUUUGCUUCGUUAAUAUUUUGCACCAUUGUAGUUACAUCAAUUUGGACGUUUUGUUUCACUCGUAUGUUUAUGAAUAAUCAGUCAAUGAUAGUAGGAGAGAGUGUCUAUGCUUCAAAGAAGAAGAGGUUGUUUGGUAUAUUUGGGUCCAUGAUGGUAGUCUAUUGUAUAUUCUUCACUCCUGCCAUAUUCUUUAGUGCAUUAUUGGCUAUUGUUGAUUCUCCUGGUGUCCUGUCUAUGACUGCCCUUAUAUUCUUCUUCCUGGUCGUUGUCUUGAAUCCAGUUGUCCAAGCUUACUUCAGGCCAGAGAUCAAUAGUGUUAUUGUUAAUAUUGUUUGUUGUAAGAUAUUGAAAAAGAAACCUAACCCAGCAACUACAUUAAGUACUUUUAAUUCACUAUCUGCUACACUGGAGUUUAGUGUUAGCUCACUUGAUGUAUAAACAAUGUACAUUCAUUCAUCCUUUGACUCUAUUCUUGAGUAUAAAGAUUUUAAUGUUACAGACGCCAUGUGCAUGUAUGCAUCCAGUAUUACUAUUGCUUAUUCAUUAAUUUGUAAACUCCCUUCAUCGUUU
Molecule: messenger RNA, 1159 nt
Organism: Amphimedon queenslandica
Lineage: Eukaryota; Metazoa; Porifera; Demospongiae; Haplosclerida; Niphatidae
Product: apelin receptor B-like
Exons: 1
Coding region: 17-1027 (336 amino acids)
Biological process (GO): G protein-coupled receptor signaling pathway
Cellular component (GO): membrane
Molecular function (GO): G protein-coupled receptor activity
Source: RefSeq, a predicted model, not a curated record